AGCAGUAACUCUCCAGCUCUUUAAUGGAAAAGUAGAAAAAUGAUAUCACUUAAUAUUUUUUACUUCGUAUACUGUUAUCUUUUGCUUUGCUUGUGUGAAGUAGCAAAAACUGAUAUUUCUAUGGAUCCACAGAAUCAGAAUAUGCAACUGGAACAACCCAAGGAUCCCCUAAAAUCUAAAAAUGUAAAAGAUCUAAUGGGGGGUAACCUCCAGUGUGCUUCUAAUGAAAUAUUCAUCGUCAAUAAGGGAUGCGUCGAUCGAGAAGCAUAUUUGGAACGCCUCCUCAUAAACACAUGGAACGACGACACUAUGGCUUCGGCUAAAAGGAAAGCAGGACUUAGAGAGACAGUUCAGUGCAAAAAUGAUGAGAUAAUGAAAGCAUUUGGAUGUGCCCCUAAAAAUGGGCGAGUCCGUACAGAUGAAUCGCAACGACCCACCAUCGUACAUAGCCAAUUGUAUGACAGCAAGGUGUUUAAAAGCGGCGAUGCAAUCCCUAACAAACACGGGCGUAAAGAUGGUUUAAGGCAUACGGAAGGUGCAUCUAAUAUUGGAAGACAGCGUAGUCAUAUGCCUCACAAUAUUCGGGGAACAACCAGAAACAUUGACAUCCAUGAAAAUUCAAAGAGUAAGAGUCAUGUGGGUCAUAAUCGACCACGCUCGUACGUCUUUAUGCCUGGAAGAAAACUGCAAAGUCAGCGAACAUGUAGACCGUACGAGGUUCUUGCUCGUUCAGGUCGAUGUAUUCGUAAACUUGGAAAAUCUGGUUUAUAUAAACACACUGAUCAUAAAUACGGAAUACAGCAGCGCCAUCGCCAUGAAGCUUUUAAGCCUAUCGAAAGUACUUGAAUUAAGCCAUUAUUAUACAUAUAAGUUAAAACUACAAUAAACACCCGAGCUCUGCUCAUAACUCUUGUAAAA
This is a messenger RNA of Drosophila sulfurigaster albostrigata, 918 nucleotides long. RefSeq lists its product as uncharacterized. NCBI's taxonomy places the organism in Eukaryota, Metazoa, Arthropoda, Insecta, Diptera, Drosophilidae. The record is from RefSeq and is a predicted model, not a curated record. The coding region runs from base 40 to 846 and encodes 268 amino acids. The transcript has a single exon.